CUUGAGUAAAACCAUGGCUGGACUCAAUGUCUCCUUCGGGUACUUCUUUGCUGUGGUGGCUUUCUGCGAGGUGGUCAGGAGGACUUCUAAAAAGAUUCUGUCACUUUGGAUCUACUCCAACAUCAUGGCUGAGUUUCUGGCCUGCUUGCAGCUGGCUUCCUGCUGGUUUGAGCUCAGGAUGCUGGUGGUCCUCGGGCCCUGGGGGGGUGGCUUUGGGAUGGAUGUGGUUAUAACCCUGCUGUUCCUCCUCGCUUCCGUGCACGAGGCUACGUGUGAUGGAGCUGAGGCCAACCCCCUGGUCACAGCACAGGAAUUUCUCCGCUCCAGCAAUCCUGCGGUGGCCAGCACUGUAAAGAUCUUGGCUCAGUUUGCAGGGACGCAGUUAGCCAACACAGCGGUGAAAAGGUACUGGUCCUGGGAGCUGACGGAUUUGCACCUUAUUCAGAACAUGAUGGCGAAUGAGUGCAGCUCAGCGAUCCAGACAUCAAUCAGCCAAGGGGCCUUUGUCGAAGCUUGUUGUGCCUGCCUUUUCCACCUGGUGCUGAUGAAGGUUGAGGGAGCCGCUCUCAGAUACAGGAUCCUGUCUAAAGCUUUGACCAUCACUGCUCUGGUGCAUGUCGCUGGCCCAUACACGACAGCUCUGUUUAACCCAGCACUUGCAUUCUCAGCCACGUUCCACUGUUCUGGAAAUACACUGUCAGAAUACAUGCUGGUCUACUGGCUCAGUCCAUUCAUUGCAACAAUUUUGGCCAUCUUUUUGUUCAAUGGAAACAUCCCUCGGCUUUUCUGCAAAAAUCUCCUCUACACGCAACGGACAAAGUACAAAAUUCCCAAAGGAAAUUCAGCACGGGAUCGGGAAGAGAACAAGUCGGUCAGCAGUCAAGGAAAGGAGGGUCUUGGAAGAGGAGCUCAAAGAUGAACCUCCAGAUCAGGAAAACACGUGAGACCUGAGGUUUGAUAUGAGAAGUCUGUUUGCAAACCAUGUGUUUUAUUUAGUGGAGUGAUGCACUGCCCGGAAAGAUGGUGAAACUGGGUCUGUUAUUAAUUUUCCAAAGGAAAUUGGUCAUAUAUGCCGAUAAGAAUUACAACAGACACUAGACAAUAGGUGCUGGAGUAGGCCAUUCGGCCCUUCAAGCCAGCAUCACCAUUCAUUAUGAUCAUGGCUGAUCAUCCACAAUCAAUAUCCUGUUCCUGCCUUAUCCCCAUAACCCUUGCAUGCAGUUGGGAAAAAAAAGUCGGGUACGGUGCCAGUUGGGUAGCUCAUUCAAAUUUCCACCACAAAGAGUUGAAUGACCUUUGUCUUCACUCUAAGAUUCUGUGAUUCCAACAUCAGAAUUUUAAGGGAGUGGCAUGUGUUUAAAAGUCCCCACUGCGGCUUAUUUCAGUGCUGAGUGUCUCAACUUGUGUACAACGUAAUUAUAUUUGAGUCAACUCCUUUAGACCCUGUUUGCCUGUUAGAGAAAAGUAACUGGAAGGAUUUGUAUGGUGUAAUGUGCUGGUAGCUGUGUCUCAGUUUCUCCCACUAGUGUUACUCUGAUUGUCUCACAUCACUGACAAUAACCACUGCAGUUGGUACACAUGAAUGCCAAA
Molecule: messenger RNA, 1590 nt
Organism: Stegostoma tigrinum
Lineage: Eukaryota; Metazoa; Chordata; Chondrichthyes; Orectolobiformes; Stegostomatidae
Gene: aqp12
Product: aquaporin 12
Exons: 3
Coding region: 14-919 (301 amino acids)
Biological process (GO): transmembrane transport
Cellular component (GO): cytoplasm; membrane
Molecular function (GO): channel activity
Source: RefSeq, a predicted model, not a curated record